Messenger RNA from Pterocles gutturalis (yellow-throated sandgrouse), 2284 nucleotides. RefSeq names its product YLP motif-containing protein 1-like. Gene Ontology annotation, cellular component: nucleus. NCBI's taxonomy places the organism in Eukaryota, Metazoa, Chordata, Aves, Pterocliformes, Pteroclidae. The transcript has 15 exons. The record is from RefSeq and is a predicted model, not a curated record. Bases 1 to 1848 code for a protein of 615 amino acids. Gene Ontology annotation, biological process: regulation of telomere maintenance.
AUGACAAGGGCACAUGCUCCAGUUUCUACUCCAACUACAACUCCAAGUCAUGGUCAGUCUUUAAAACCAUCACCUUCUGCUGUGGAACAGGAACGCUGGGAUGAAGAUUCUUUCCACGGACUCUGGGACACAAAUGAUGAUAAAGGAGCAAAUAUGGAGUACGAGUUGUGUAAGCAGGAGUCAGUGAUGCCUCCACCUGUCUCCUCGCCUGUGAAAGUACCCACCAUUCACACCUCUGUUCCAUCAGCUGUACCAGUGUCCCUUCCUCCAGUUAUUCCACCUGUUCCUAAAGCACCUGUAAUUCAGCAAACUGUGGAUUAUGGCCACGGGCGAGAUAUAACCACCAGUAAAGUGGAACAGAUUCCAUAUGGGGAGCGGGUGACGCUGCGUCCGGAACCUCUACCAGAGAGGCAAACAUUUCAAAAAGAGCACCCAGGUCGUUACAAUAGAGAAAGAGAUCGUGAGCCUUAUUUUGAACGUCAAGGGAAUUCCAAUACAGAUCAUAGGGAUUUCAAGAGAGAGCGGGAAUUGCAUAGAGACCGUGGUUCUGUGGACUACGAACGAGAGAGAUUUGAAAAAGAGCGGCAUCCCCGAGAUGAUAGGGUUCUUCCUACUACACCUUCAAGGACUCAGUCUUACCGUGACAAGAAAGACCAUCCCUCCUCCAGGCGGGGUGGUUUUGAAAGACCACCAUAUGAACGAAAGACAGAUCGUCCAGCAUAUGAUCACGGGCCUUCCAUGUUUGGAGGUGAUCGUAGAAAUUACCCUGACGAAAGGAUUCCUAUUUCUGCUCCAUCAAUGCCUCGUCAGCCACCACCAGCUCCACGAGUAGAAAGGAAACCAGAAUCUAAAAAUGUAGAUGAUAUUUUGAAGCCACCAGGACGGGAUAGCAGGCCAGAGAGGAUUGUUAUUAUAAUGAGAGGGUUGCCUGGCAGUGGAAAAACGCAUGUAGCAAAACUCAUCAGGGAUAAGGAAGUAGAGUGUGGAGGGCCUGCACCAAGAGUGCUCAGCCUGGAUGACUAUUUUAUCACUGAAGUGGAAAAAGAAGAGAGAGACCCAGAUACAGGGAAAAAAGUUAAAAAGAAGGUGAUGGAGUAUGAAUACGAAGCUGAUAUGGAAGAGACCUAUCGUACCAGCAUGUUUAAAACUUUCAAAAAGACCUUGGAUGAUGGCUUCUUCCCCUUCAUUAUCCUUGAUGCUAUCAAUGAUAGAGUGCGACAUUUUGAACAGUUUUGGAGUGCUGCAAAAACCAAGGGUUUUGAGGUGUACUUAGCUGAAAUGAGUGCAGAUAACCAGACAUGUUCCAAGAGGAAUAUUCAUGGACGCAAGCUAAAGGAAAUCAGCAGGAUGUCUGAUCACUGGGAGGCAGCACCGCGUCACAUGAUGCGCCUGGACAUUCGUUCUCUAUUGCAGGAUGCUGCUAUAGAGGAGGUGGAGAUGGAGGAUUUUGAUGCAAAUAUUGAAGAUGAGAAAGAAGAAGUCAAGAAGGAUACAGCAGAGGAGGAAGAAAGUGAACUGGGUUACAUUCCGAAAAGCAAAUGGGAGAUGGACACUUCUGAGGCAAAGCUAGACAAGCUGGAUGGUUUGCGGACUGGCGCUAAAAGGAAACGUGACUGGGAAGCAAUUGCCAGCAGAAUGGAAGAUUAUCUGCAGCUUCCAGAUGACUAUGAUACACGGGCUUCUGAACCUGGAAAGAAAAGGGUGCGGUGGGCAGAUCUAGAAGAAAAAAAAGAUGCAGACAGGAAAAGGGCCAUUGGUUUCGUUGUUGGACAAACAGAUUGGGAGAAGAUAACAGAUGAAAGUGGUCAUCUUGCUGAGAGAGCCCUCAACCGCACCAAGUAUAUAUGAAAAAAGGGGUUAAAUGGAAUUUUGUGCCUUUAAGGCCAUUUGCUCUGAGGAGAAGUGAACCAAGGUGUCAUGAGCAUCUUGCAUGGGUCAUGUCACUCCCACCUUCACAGUUUUUUGUUUGUUACUUUAGUUUAAACAAUUUUCUUGAGAUCUUGGCAGAUAACCGGUGCCCCCCAAAAAAACAACAAAUCCCGUUGCUCCUAAGUGAGAGAAACAGUUUACUUUUUAAUGUUUUUGGAGGGGAGGGAAGGGGAGGGCCAGUAGUUUUAGCUGCUGUUUGUGGGAUAAAGUGGAAGGAUUAGACAGAUGUUACCUCCACUGUACUGUCACAGAAUGUUUAUCACCUUUGCUUUGUGGCCGUUCUCGUUUUAUACUGUAUGUACCUUGUAGCUUAUUGUAUUAGGAAGCAGAACAAUAAAUUUCAUUAUAAACUCUG